CUUCUCUAUAAAUAGAGUUGAUCCAUUUGAAAAAAGAAACAUCGAGGAAAGAUUUGAGCGCUCACAAGUCACAACAAUCAUUUCUUCUUUUCAAUUUCGGUUUUGAAGCAACAUGGCAACUACCGCGCUUCCGAUGUACAUAGUAAUGAAUGUACCAAAAGCUGCUACAAACACUUAUCUAUACCGCAAGGACGACGAUGGGUCCGUAGUUGACGGAGAAGACAGCAUGUUUAGCCCGCUCGUGAAGAUCGGAGUCCAGCAAGCUGCAGUCAACACCAAAUACGUCCACCUACUAUUCUGUUACAGCAACAGAUACUGGCAGAAGAGCUACGACAACAACACCAUCGUUGCCGUAUCCACCAAGCCCGAAGAGGACACGACGAAGCCGUCGUGCACGCUCUUCGAGCCAACUCUGCAGGCGGACACGCUCUACUUGACCCACGUUCAGACCGGCUGGCGCGUCAUGAUGAACAACUCCACCAAGGGUUUCUACGUCGACCCAAACAGCGUCGGCGCGCCGCUAGGGUUUGUGGAUUGGGACACGUUGGUGAAACUGCCUGAGCACUUGGCGUUCAAGGGAGAUAAUGGCAAGUACCUCAAGGCAUUUUACACCGAAAAUCACAACUACUUCCAGUUCAGCUCCGACGAUCCCAACGACGGCUUAUGCGGCCUGGUGGUCUCGCUGAUGAACGACGGCUACGUCCGGAUAAAUUCCGACUUCUGGAGCAAGUUCUGGCGACGGAGCCCUAACUGGAUAUGGGCCGACUCCACCGACGUCACGGCCAACAACAAGGACACUCUCUUCUGGCCCGUCAAGAUCGACGACACCACCAUUGGGCUCCGGAACGCCGGCAACAACAACUUCUGCAAGCGCCUAACCACGGAGGGGAAGACGAGUUGCCUCAACGCGGGGGUCUCCAACCUGACCACCGAAGCGAGGUUGCAGGUGCAGGAGCUGGUGAUGAAUCGGAAGAUCUACAACGUGGUUUACCGAAUGGAGGACGCGAGGAUAUAUGGCGAGACACCGUUUGUGGCCGGCACCUCCGUCGUCACCAAUAACGGGGACCAGGUGGCCUCCAACACCGUCAUGAUUUCCUAUGAAAACAGCAUAACUUACUCUUUCCAAAACAGCGUGUCGAUAACGGCGGGGGUCAAAAACACCAUCACGGCUGGCGUGCCCGAGAUCGCGCAGGCUAGCAUUGAGAUCAGUUUUGAUAUCAACACGUCGAUGGAGUGGGGCGAGAGCAAGACAAAAACAACGACUGUCACGGCGACGGGCUCAAUUGCUGUGCCGCCAAUGAGUGUAUCUACCGUCAGUUAUGUGGGGACGAUGGGCAUCUGCAAUAUCCCCUUCUCCUACACUCAGCAGGACACCAAAUCCACUGACGGAUCAAUCACUUAUACUAAUCAGAUCGAUGGUGUUUACACUGGCGUCAAUGCUUACAACUUCAACUUCGUCAUCGAGAAAUCUCAGCCUUUCGUCUGAUCUCAUCACGUUCGAUUUUCAUUCCUGUUGUUGUGUGCAUUUCUAGUUCAGGGUUUUAUUCAUCAACUUCUUCCAAGUUGGUUUUUAAUUUCCCCCUCUUUAUGUGUGUGCUGAUAAUAAUCUGGCUGGCUACUAGCCUCCUUUGUGUGCUGAUAAUAAUCUGGCUGGCUACUAGCCUCCUUUGAUUAAUAAUAAUCAUCUGUUUGUUUGCUUUCUUUA
Molecule: messenger RNA, 1705 nt
Organism: Salvia miltiorrhiza (redroot sage)
Lineage: Eukaryota; Viridiplantae; Streptophyta; Magnoliopsida; Lamiales; Lamiaceae
Exons: 3
Coding region: 113-1486 (457 amino acids)
Source: RefSeq, a predicted model, not a curated record